This is a messenger RNA of Papaver somniferum (opium poppy), 1383 nucleotides long. RefSeq lists its product as uncharacterized. The transcript is spliced from 4 exons. The record is from RefSeq and is a predicted model, not a curated record. Gene Ontology annotation, molecular function: zinc ion binding; protein-folding chaperone binding. Lineage: Eukaryota; Viridiplantae; Streptophyta; Magnoliopsida; Ranunculales; Papaveraceae. Gene Ontology annotation, cellular component: mitochondrion. Gene Ontology annotation, biological process: protein folding; protein stabilization; protein import into mitochondrial matrix. Bases 628 to 1134 code for a protein of 168 amino acids.
GGAUCAAAAAUUCUUGAAUCCAUCUAUGUUUCCAAAUCAAAAUCUUUUUCCCGUUACCCACACACCAGCAGUUAUUAUCUUGAACAAAUUUCAGCUCUGAAGACAUACUUCUCCAUCACCAGGUUGUAUUGUAGUUCUUCUUUAGAUUGAAGAGAUUUCCAUCUUGAAAGUAUUUAGCUUGCAAAGACUUUACCAUCAUGGAAUCUGUAUCUGAACUUAGUUUCCAGCCCGACUUUGCAAGUAAAGCCCUGUUGAAAAUAUGCAUAUCACGAAAGCCCAAUCCACCCUCUUCCUUUGGUUUUUGAGUUCUUCUCCAGGUUAUGAUAUGAUUUCCUCUACACGAUUUUUUGUUUCUCCAAAAUUGUUGUUGUUUGCUACUCAUUCUCUUAAUUGUGACGUCUGGAAGCUUGAAACUAGUCUCAUGAUGAAUGAGUAUCGCAAUGGAGACAUUUUUGAUCAUUACUGAUCUAGCCGCCUCGGACAUGUUGCUACCACUCCAAUUAGAAUCUGUGGUCCAAUUAUCCCAUUAAAAAAACUCGCCCAGGGCUAAAAAAAGAAAAGGCAAUGGAGACUAGGCAACUGGUAAAAAGCGGAGGUUUUUAGUUUUUCAUCACAUACACAAUAGCCAUGGCAACCAUAACAUUCAGUGGAACGCUGACCUUCUUAUCUUCUUCUUCUUCUUCUUCUGCAACUUCUUGUUUUAGUAAGAGUAGAGUAAAAUCUCCUAACUGCGUUUUCAUCAAACCAUCUAAUGUUUCAGCUCCAAACAUAUCAUCACUCAGUCUAUCCAGGAGGAGAAUUAGUCAUCAUGAGGGAGUAGUCUUGUGUUCUAAAUCAAGGACUUUUCCUAAAGUUAUAUCCUCUUGUAUGGGAACUGAUACAUCCGAUUCUCCUAAGGAAGCAACAAUCGACUUAAAAUUUCCUCGAAGGAGCUUAAGUGUGCAGUUUACUUGCAACCAGUGCAGUGAAAGUACAAAAAGGCUUGUAAAUCGAGUAGCCUUUGAGCGAGGAACUAUUUUUGUUCAGUGUGCAGGGUGUCUAAAGCAUCACAAGUUAGUUGAUAAUCUAGGGCUGAUAGUUGAGUAUGACUUCCGAAAGGAAGAGGACAUGGACUUGGGUUCUAAUCAAGAUUGACUAUGAAUUUCAAUUUACAGUUUCUCACUCUCAAGGUUUCUUCCAAAGUGCCACUUCUCCAGUUAGGAUGACGUUAUAACGUACCGUGGAUUUUUUGUUCUGCAUUUUGGAUUUGAUCUCCACAUCUGUGUAAUAUCCUCUUAUUUUUGAACUCGACUUGGGAAGCUUCAAGAUUGUUGAACUACAUCUAGCGCGCUUUAGCGGUAGAUAGCCAUUAUUCCUCCAAUUUAGUUGGUUUCUUAAUCUCAA